Molecule: messenger RNA, 1074 nt
Organism: Suillus bovinus
Lineage: Eukaryota; Fungi; Basidiomycota; Agaricomycetes; Boletales; Suillaceae
Exons: 3
Coding region: 1-1074 (357 amino acids)
Source: RefSeq, a predicted model, not a curated record
AUGUCAUGUGCCCUGGAGGCUCAUCUCGCCUGGAUAUCGGCCCAUGAUUGGGUUCUUCAGAGGCUUGAGGAUGAAGAGGACAUGGGUCAUGGUGCUUCCAAGUCAGUAGUUGUAGACGAGGUUCUAGAUUUGCUCGAGCAUUUGCCACGGGAUGUUGACUUGAAGGGGUUUGGUGCUCAGACCAGUCUUCGCACACCAGAGCUUCUCCCUCUACUUGCUGACAUGAUGGUCAAUGGUCGUGUACUUGAUGCUCUUAUUGCCGCUAUCAAUGAUCAUGCAGAUGAACACAAUGAUACUGCUGUUGAGACACUUGAUUUUUCAAAUAUAUUAUUCCUUGGUGACACAUGGUGGUCAAAGUAUCAUUUCGACAAAGCCUUUACUCAGCUGCAUCACCUUGGAGACUCGCUUCACAAUGGCACCAUACAGCGCAUCAUUUUCUCUGUCAAUAUUACAGACUCCUUUUCAUGUGCAAUCACGGCUCUCAAUACCAUCAAGCACACUGUCUUCAACCACCACCCGCUGUUUACCGAUGACUCGAAAUAUUGUCUUCGCAUGGAGGAGUUUUUGAUGUUGACAAAGAGCCACUUCGAGUCUGAGGAGUUACUUUCUGAGUCUUUGGAGAGCUCUUUUGCAGAUGACACAAGUGAUUUCAGCAUCAAAUUUUUAUCAUGUCCUCCAUCAUAUCCCAGUCUGGUACCAGCAACAAGCCCCUCCCCUCCACCGACAACAUCUAGCUCAGAACGUGUUUCCUUGAAUCUUAGGGUUCGCGAAGAGGACAAAUAUGUUGGUUUGUUCAAGUACUUUCCAACUACGAUGUGCGAGGAGCAUCUCAAAUUGGCAUGGACUCCUUUCUCUUGGGAGCUAGAGAGUCAUGAGCGGGAUGCCCAUAGGGUUCAUGUUGAAGGAGUAGAAAGAGAUAUAUGCCGACGUGAGGGAAAUAGGGAAUGGAAACAAAUCCAACAUGCCCGUGAAAAGGCUGUGAAGAAAGCCACUACAAAUCACACAUCCAACAUUGCUCCUGCCCUCCCAAUGACAGAUCUUGCUGAGGUGUCUCACCCAUAUCGCAAGAUUUGA